Molecule: messenger RNA, 815 nt
Organism: Acanthoscelides obtectus
Lineage: Eukaryota; Metazoa; Arthropoda; Insecta; Coleoptera; Chrysomelidae
Source: the annotation of a GenBank genome assembly
GCAGUGUUGCCGAACGCAGUGUUGCCAUCUCGGAUGAAAUUUAGAGACUUUUGGGGAAAAACUCUGUGGACGAUCAAGCCUCUACAAAGACAGCGAACAGCGAACUUGUUCAAAUUUGGUCCCAUAUAUUAGGAAGGUUUGGAUUCUGAGGUUUUAGCAACUAUAUGUAAAAAAUAUUCUCCUCCCACUAACUUAAGCCUUGCUAAUGCCCCCAAACUGAACUCAGAGGUUUUAUCGGUUCUCACGGAACAACACAAGCAGCGGGACUUGAAGCUCUCUAAGCUCCAAGACCAGAUGGGGCUGCCCUGGUGGCAAUUGGCAAAGCGCUGACAAUUCUGUUGCAAAAAGGGGAGGGGGCACAUACCAGAGUGCUGGUCGAAUGCCUCAGUGAUGCCGGACGUUUAAUUUCGGACAUUCACCAUGAAGAAUCUACGUGUAGGCGGAAUUUGGUAUCGGUGAGUGUAGACAAACAGCUCCGAGGAACCCUUUCUAACGUAUCUGUGGAUGGUUGGCUGUUUGGACAAAAUCUGGGUGAUCGGGUGAAAGCAGCUCGUGAAAUGGAAAAAUUGUCAUCCAACCUGAAGCCUAAAGCAGUUACUGCUACACUGACGUCUUCGGUAAACUUCAAGGGUCUGCCUCGAGUGAAUGUCAAGGGUUAUCGAGGCAGACCGAAAUACUCACGGAAAACCCCGAGUUUCGAAGCCAAGACUCCUCGGAAAGCCCCCCGAUCAACGAAAGAAAUUCGUCCAGCAUACAGAAACCAAUCAAACCCAAGCCUAUCAAAAGCGGACCCUUUAAAGCACAGUCGUCACUGA